UUUUAUUAUACACACAAAAAUCCCCUGUUGACAAUGUUACAUGUACAGUACCAAAAAGAAUGAUGAAAUUAUGAUUAGAUAUUAGGAGUUAAGGAAGGAUAUUAAAACCACCCACAAUGCCAGUGUGUGAAAAGAUCAAAUCGAUUGUGUGCACACCAACACAUAAAUGUUGUGAAAUAUUAUGUACAAAAUGUAAAACACUAUCACAUACAUCAUCUAAAAGUGUAAACAUCAAGACCAACGGACAACAAUCCAAAACAAAAAUUUUAUUCGAGAAGAUUCAACCGAAGAAAUUUUGUGGUACGAAGGAAAACAGGGAGGAAAACGUAUCCUCGAGGAAGCCCACAAGGAGGGAUUUAAGUCAUGUUAGGCCAAAAGUGUCCAAAGAAGAAUCGUCCGACAGCGAUAGCAGUGGUGAAGAACCAGUUGAACCAAAAUGGAAAACUAGAAAGCCUUCGUUUUUCCCUCAACAUAAACCUUCAAAAAAGUCCGAUCAAAAUACACCUAAUGAAGAAACUGCAAAAAGUAAACGGGCACCUAAAGGUUCAAAAGUAUCCAAUCAAAAUACAACUGAUUCCCCAGCAAAAAGUAAACGUACCCGUUCGACAUUGUCCAAUAAAAAUCUUCGCGAUAAAGACCCUGUAAAAGGUAAAUGGGCAAACAAAAACAAAGAGGUUUACUCAGCUUUAACAUCAAACCCUACAUCUUCACAAUACUGGGUACAGUCGAACCUACAAUACAUCAUUGUGCUCCCGAUGGUGAGUCAACGACGUAAUUCACCGAAAAUAUCUCCACCCCCUCCGUCUCCGCCCGAUGACGACUUGGACGACUCGGAAGAGGAAAAACCGAAAUCUCAAGAAUCAAGUGAAUCUGAAGAUUCUUCAAUACUUCCAGCGAUUGAAAAACCAAAAUCUAAAGAAUCAAGUGAAUCUGAAGAUUCUUCAAAACUUCCAGCGAUUGAAAAACCGAAAUCUCAAGAAUCAAGUGAAUCUGAAGAUUCUUCAAAACUUCCAGCGAUUGAAAAACCGAAAUCUCAAGAAUCAAGUGAAUCUGCAGAUUCUUCAAAAGAUAAAAGUGAUAAAAGUAGCGAAAGUAAAUUGUCUUUCGAACCAAGAUCAAACGCCCAACUCCCUAUGCCCCAGAAGACGAAAGGAUUUUGCUGCGUCAAAAAACAAAAUAGUGGAUGAACUUAGUGUUGAUAAUGUUUUCUAUUGUAUUACUUGGCUUAUAAGAAGAGAUUUUGUAUUAAGAGACCCACUUAUAUACUGGUUGAUUAAAUUUG
This is a messenger RNA of Macrosteles quadrilineatus (aster leafhopper), 1282 nucleotides long. RefSeq names its product bromodomain adjacent to zinc finger domain protein 2B-like. Lineage: Eukaryota; Metazoa; Arthropoda; Insecta; Hemiptera; Cicadellidae. The record is from RefSeq and is a predicted model, not a curated record. The transcript has 2 exons. Bases 117 to 1187 code for a protein of 356 amino acids.